AUGCUCCGACUCCUCACUCUUUCCGCGCUUGUCGCAGCCGCAUUUGCUAUCCCCAAAACAUACAUACCCCGCGAUGACACUUCGGCUUGCCCAUCUGCAGUUGUCGCCUCGAGCAGGUCGGCUCAGGUCGGCAACGCCACCGUCCUCCUCGAGGUUUUGACGUGCGCCACCGGUACGACUCCCACCGGGCUGGUCGCGGACAUCAGCAUCGGGCAAGAGUUCGAGAACUUGCUUUGCCGAAUCAUUCCGAUCUUCUGCCCGCCGAAGCCCUUCGACCCUCCGGCAGCCAGACCGACGCCGACGGUCACUGUUGUCCGCACGUCAACGGUAGUACGGACGGCGACUCUGGUGCAGACAGCGACGGAGGUGGUGCCAACGACUGUGAUCGACUCGACGACCUUGGUCGUGCCCACCACGAUCAUUUCGCCUACUACUGUCAUCGAUGAGACGACGCUGGUGGUGCCGACUACGAUCAUCGCUCCUACUACCGUGAUAGACGAGACGACGCUGGCGGUUCAAGUCCCCACUACUAUCAUUGCUCCUACCACAGUCAUCGUGACGGCUGCUGCUCCCACCUCAACAGCUGCUGCUGCAACCAACGUUUGCGGCGAGCUCUGUGCUAUCACUUGCAGUAACCUGGGUCCCCUUCCGCCCGUCUCAGAAGACUGCCAGACCGUCAUGAACUCGAUCCAGGUCUUCCAGGGCACCCUCGGGCCCACCUUCACCGUACCCUCUAACCACGUACAACAACUCACCUUCGGAACAUGCCACUUCUUCUUCGAGAACCUCGGUCCUACUCCGCUUGAGGCCUGCUGGUCUGACCUUUCCCAGGAAGGUUCUCUCGCGUCUACUACGUGCUUCCCGCCAGCUCAGCCCGUCAUGUCUUUGGCUGUUUGCGAGGCUCGUGACACUACGUGGGAGAUUGGGGUGAGCCAUUCUUGA
Messenger RNA from Peniophora sp. CBMAI 1063, 942 nucleotides. NCBI's taxonomy places the organism in Eukaryota, Fungi, Basidiomycota, Agaricomycetes, Russulales, Peniophoraceae. The record is from the annotation of a GenBank genome assembly.